Messenger RNA from Danio rerio (zebrafish), 776 nucleotides. It is a transcript of the gene ostc, whose product is annotated as oligosaccharyltransferase complex subunit. Gene Ontology annotation, cellular component: membrane; oligosaccharyltransferase complex. Gene Ontology annotation, biological process: glycoprotein biosynthetic process. Lineage: Eukaryota; Metazoa; Chordata; Actinopteri; Cypriniformes; Danionidae. The record is from RefSeq and is marked provisional.
ACAUGCUAAACCAUGGAGACUAUCUUCAGCUUACCAUUUACUGUAUUGGAAUGCCCAAAUGUCAAACUUAAAAAACCAUCGUGGCUGCAUAUGCCUUCUGCGAUGACCGUGUAUGCCGUCGUGAUUGUUUCAUACUUUCUCAUCACCGGUGGCAUCAUAUACGAUGUGAUUGUUGAACCUCCGAGUGUUGGAUCAAUGACAGAUGAACACGGACAUCAGCGACCAGUGGCCUUUCUGGCAUACAGGGUAAAUGGGCAAUACAUCAUGGAGGGAUUGGCUUCCAGCUUUCUCUUCACCAUGGGAGGCCUUGGCUUCAUAAUUUUGGACCGCUCCAAUGCACCCAAUAUACCCAAGCUGAAUCGUUUUCUCCUGCUCUUUAUUGGCUUUGUCAGUGUGUUACUGAGCUUUUUCAUGGCUAGAGUCUUCAUGAGAAUGAAACUGCCUGGUUAUCUCAUGGGUUAAAGCAGCAAUAUGGCACACCACAGGCAGAUGUUUCAGUUUCAGUUCCAAGGACUGCAGUCUCAAUGACACUGAUAAAUCUCUCCCUGUUUUUUUUUGUCCGUGACAUACAUGCAACGUGCCUAUUAAGACUAAGUUACUUGUGUGUUUGAGGCUGGUAAAUUUUAUGUUGUUGCCCUUAAAAUGACUGUUUUGGUCAAUUAAAAUCCAUUUUGUAUAUCUCCUUAUACUGUUUUGUAAACGUCCUGCUCUGUGAAAAGAAAAAUUUAAAAGUGACUUUGUGCAUUUUUUCUAUAAUAAACACAUGCUUCCCAUAA